CCGGCAGCCCAGGUGGCCCUGCCGCACGGGUAUUCACGGGGGCCCGCCAUGCCGAAGGCGAAGGGGAAGAGCCGGCGGCACAAAUACUCCUACAACCUCAACCGCAAGCGCCUUUACCGCAGCGCCCGCCGCCGCGCCGCGCCUCGCAUCGCCUGCUCGCACAUCCGCCAUGCCUGGGACCCGAGCAAGUCGGUGGCGCAGAACCUGGCCGAGAUGGGCCUGUCCGAGGACCCCAAUAAGGCCCUCCCCAUACCGAAGAAGCUGGGGGUGGAAGCAGAAAGCAAUGGACAACAGUCACGAAAGAAAAUAGUGCGGAAGCCAUAUGUGGUGAACGAGAUGGAAUAUGAGGCCAGCCUCCCUGAGAAGAAGUCAAACACGCUGUCACGGGACCUCAUUGACUACGUGCAGUACAUGAUACAGAACCACGGGGAAAACUACAAGGAAAUGGCUCGAGAUGAGAAGAACUACUACCAGGAUACUCCCAAGCAGAUUAAGAGAAAGAUCAAUGUGUACAAGAAUUUCUAUCCCGAGGAGUACAAGGAAUUCAUUGCAUCACUCAAGCCGGAAAAGAUGGAUGUGCAGUGACUGCCCUUUUUCCUCAGGUUUACCUGCAAGUGCAGGCUUGACAUGACCAUUUUCUGAACUGAAAAAAAGCCUCUGGAGAUGGAGAAAGGACCCUCAUUAGACAGAGAUGGUUUUAACCAGCCAUGAAAGGCUCUUUGGCAUUGGCACUGACUGUGCUGUGCUGCUCACUUUCUGUGUGGCAGCUGGCACUUCUUUUGCUUUGUUGAAAUAAAAUAUUCUUUCAAGCUGG
Messenger RNA from Lepidothrix coronata (blue-crowned manakin), 814 nucleotides. RefSeq names its product NOP16 nucleolar protein (gene NOP16). The transcript has 5 exons. The record is from RefSeq and is a predicted model, not a curated record. Bases 49 to 585 code for a protein of 178 amino acids. Gene Ontology annotation, biological process: ribosomal large subunit biogenesis. Gene Ontology annotation, cellular component: nucleolus. Lineage: Eukaryota; Metazoa; Chordata; Aves; Passeriformes; Pipridae.